Molecule: messenger RNA, 2148 nt
Organism: Dujonia railenensis
Lineage: Eukaryota; Fungi; Ascomycota; Pichiomycetes; Serinales; Debaryomycetaceae
Source: the annotation of a GenBank genome assembly
AUGUUAAACUAUGAGUCCCUCAAUAAUACGAACUUUCAGAAAUUGAGCUCAUCAUCAACAUCAUCAAAGACUAAUAAGACUGUUCCAAUAGUUACAACACAUGAUCAGUACAACAUUCUUCCCUCCUAUCAAAUGCAUCAGGCCAUUCUUUCAAAUCCUCCGCCCAACCCCAACCAAGUGACCCAGGAAUUGCCCGCGUAUGGUGAAGUAAAUAGCCCUGGCUCCCAUGGAAUAGUUCAGAGUAUGGGCCAAGAAUAUGUCGGUGCUAGGUAUGGUAGUAGUCACGAGGACUUGGUCGGUACAAGUGGUGAAACCUCGUGCAGCUCAAAUUCAUGUUUUUCCUCUUCCUAUAGAUCAAAUUCAGAGAGAUCAUCAAUGUAUGCAUGGAGUCCCGCCACAGAAAUCCACAAUCCACAUGACAGCGCUUUGAACCAUCAACUUGAACCUUUAUCCAGCAGAUUUCCUUCUGAUUCAAUAUCUAUAGCAGUGUACCUAACUGCCGAAGCUUGCAUUCCAGGAAAGAGUCCCAAAUUUCUAUCCCCAGAGGUAUCCAACUACUAUACAACUGGAGAUGAUAUUCAUGGCUUUGUUCUAUGUGAGAAUUUAACUUCAACAGACUUGCCUUUUAGUAUGUUUCAUGUUUUAUUAGAAGGAAAUAUAAUUCGGGCUGAUAGCAUGUAUAAAACGACUAAAACAAAGCCACAUAAAGUUAUCAACUUUUUGCAAAGCGUUGACCUAUCUGCAAGUUUCAAUUACAGCGUGGAAGAAGGGUUGAAGUUUGAUCCUAUUGAUAAUACUCAGUUGUUUUUUAGCAGAGGAAGGAUUUUGGAGCCUGGAGUUAGGUACAAAAGAUACUUUUCGUUCAAGGUUCCUCAGAAGUUGAUUGAUUAUCAUAGUAAAGAAGAUGGAUUAAUCAUGCAAACUCAAUUACCACCUUCAUUAGAUCCUGAAUCAUUCGAGACUUUGUCAUUCAAUGAUAACAAGAUUGAAUAUUCCAUUAUAGCGAAAUUAGUGGGACAAGAGGUACACCAGAAUAAUUUUUUUACCUUCAAAGAUUGCUCUAGAAAUGUAAUAAUUAUUCCCCAGACCACAAAAGAAGCAAUGAACCCGUACCACAGGGAAGAGGCUAAAGCAAUUACUAACUCAAUAAAAGCUGAAGCAGAAUAUUUUAUCAAAUUGGGAAAACAAAUAAGGAAACUAAUGCCAAUUGAAGAGAGCUCUAAAGGUAAGUUACAGAAUGGUAUUGAUAGAACAAGCUUCCCGAAUUCUCAAGGUAAUAAUGUGACUGAGUUUAUGCAAUCACCGAAUCACCUUUCAAAGCUUCCGAUAAGAACAAAAAAAUUAUUUGGCGGAACUUCCAACGAACUUGGACUUUUAGACGUCUUUGUUCUGACUAUACACAAGGAAGUGAAGUUUAUUGCACCCAUUGGACUUAGAAAGACAGAAAUAUUGCAGAAAGACCUAGACUCAUGGAAGAUAAAUAUUCCAGUAAGUUUGAGAUAUCUACCAAAUUCUGAUGGUAAAUUUCCCGAGAUUACCAAUAUUUCUGCAUCAUUAGAAUGUGUCACAUAUGUAAAUGAUAAAUUUAAGCUUCCCAUUGAAAUAGAUUUCGACUAUUUGUUCAAUAAUGAAACCGGUGAAGAGCUUCCAACUAUACUAAUAAAAACAUUUAAGAGAUUAAAUUAUGACUUAUGUGAACAGCUUCGAGAGGUUCAUAAUCGCCAAGACUUCAGCGUUGUGGCAAGCUUGCUUGAAGAUUUAAGAGCAAUCUCAACAAUCAAGACCAAGAAAUCUACUCUAAGCAUCGGAGAUAUUACAAUUGAUAGCUCAUCGAAGUUGAAUUCUAAAUCAUUGCCUUGGAAAGAGGAUAGGGAAGAAUUGCCAUCUUCAACUGAGAACACUGAAUAUUUUAAUGAACCAAGACGUAAUAGCAAGCGUAAAGACAUUAAUAUUAAUAUAGACCUUGCUAGCGCAUUUUUAAGAGAUUCAAUGAGUGAUGCAUCCACACUCAGAUCAUUCGACACAUACAACAUAGUUCCCAGUUUUCAGAAUUGUUUUAUAGGAAGAAUGUAUUGUUUAAAGCUUGCACUUGAAUUCCCGCAGGGAAUUGCAACCACUACCAGAAUACCUAUCACUAUAACCAAUUAG